AUGCUGAUGAAGAACAUUGCUUACAGCAUGAUUAUCAUUCGUCUUCUUUUGAAAGCCAAGGCUGAAGAAGUGGAAUGUAAUGAUGAUGAAUGGAUGAAAACUCCUCCAAGCAUAAUUAUUGAAGGAGUUGAUUCGGACUUUCCAAAGAUUGAUGAUAGCACGCCUGUUGAUAUUCAAACAGAAAUCAAAACAGUUAUCAAAGAAGUGAUUGUGGAGGUUGACGGGCACAAUGAAAGUGCUCAUAAAAUCCAGAAUGUGGAUAAUCAUACAGAAAUUGCAUAUACAGACAAUCCUGAAGUAAAAACCAUUACACACACACUUAAUGCGCCUGCCAAAAUGCCUGAAUCUGUUAUAGGUCCUAUUCCAUUGGGAAGCUCUACUAAGAUUGCAGAUGCUUCUGCAUCAGGUACUUCAUCACAACACAGAAAAUGUUAUUUCGCUACUAAAGACGUCCAUGAUGGCAACACUGCACAGAUUGAAUCAGUUCUAACGGGUUUUGGCGCAAAUAUCGUGCAUAAAUACACUAUAAAUACAACCGGAGUAUCUUUUUGUUCAGACAGCCCGCGUAUCCUGUCAAAACUAAAGAAUGCAGGCAUUAAUGCCGAAGAAGACAAAUUCUACACAGUGUCCUCUAUACAAAGCACAAUACCAAACUACAUGUAUCUCAUGAAGCACUAUGAAAAUUAUGUGUUAAACAAUUAUGUCUAUGAUAGCCUACUUUUCAGGCUCUUACAGAUAAAAAGAAUUAUAACAACAUUCUUUGGGCUCUAUGAAUACCACUACACAGGAAAGGGAGUUGAAAUUUUAUUGCUAGACACGACUGUUAAUGCUAGGCCUGGAAACCUCAAUAAUAUCAGUAAAUCAAUGAAUGCAUGCAAUCGCCAUGGAGAUAUAAUGGCCGAACUCAUUAUCGGUGCAACAAAUGGAUUUGCUAAAGACAGCCGUUUGAGUGUUAUUGAUGUUGUUGGAUGUGAUGGACGUGUGUCUCUCUCAAACAUUCUUCGUGGACUUGAGUAUGUACCUAAAGGGAUUCGUUCACAAAUGCUGGUGUUUGGCAUUUCAGGGCCACAUUCAAACACUCUCAAUGCUGCUGUGGACAGGAUAUCUGCAUCAGGCACUAUAGUUGUGGUGCCUGCUGGAAACAUGCAUGAUCAAUCAUGCAACUAUUCUCCAGGAAGCUCGAAGUCUGUAAUAACUGUUGGCUCAGUAGAUAAGCAUGCGAGUGUUUCAUUGUUUUCGAACCAUGGGAGCUGUGUAAGAAUGUAUGCAAUUGGUGAGCAACUAUUCGAUGACGUCGAAGUUUCUGGCACAAGCAUGUCUGCUGCAAUUGUUGCUGGAGCAAUUGCUUUAUUUCUAGAAAAGCGUCCGGGAUCUGCGUUCCAACAGGUGUGGAAGUAUCUUAAUCAGAAUUCGUUUUGGAACUCAGAAGGAUCGUAUAAUGUAUUGAAGAUUCCCCGUCUUGAGGCUGAAGAUUAUUAUCAAUCAUCUUUUUUUCACUUCACUGAGAUUCAGGAAGAGAUUAUCAUGCUUGUGGUUUUUUCAGGUGCAAUCCUUGCAUUAAUAUAUUUGAUUCUGCAGGGAUGGAGGUACUUCAUAAGAAAGAAGAGAUCAAAUGAAGACGAUAUAUUCUUUGAAAACCAGUAA
Molecule: messenger RNA, 1644 nt
Organism: Ordospora colligata OC4
Lineage: Eukaryota; Fungi; Microsporidia; Ordosporidae
Product: peptidase S8-like protein
Exons: 1
Coding region: 1-1644 (547 amino acids)
Biological process (GO): proteolysis
Molecular function (GO): serine-type endopeptidase activity
Source: RefSeq, a predicted model, not a curated record